GAUACGACUCCUGGAUCUAGCCAUGUCGCAGGCAAGUCCUUCGAAGAGGCCGCGGACCAUCUCAGAAUCCCCGAGAGAUGGGACUACUCAGGAUGGAACGCCGAACGAAGCUCUGACCCGGGGUUUGGCUCAAGAGCCACUUGACUAUCCUCGCAAGCGAGCCAUCAUCGCUUGCGAGAUCUGCCGAAGUCGCAAAUCACGGUGCGAUGGUGGAAAGCGUAUGUUGAGUCUGGCCGAAAGUGCUACUCCAGCUGAUAAUCCGCGUANNGCGAGGUGUAAACUGUGUAUCGAACUCGACGCGCGAUGUGUUUAUCGAGAACCCGGUAUUAAAUUGGAUGCAGGCGACAAACUCAUCCUGGAAAGGUUGACCCACAUCGAGGAUAUGUUGCAGUCCGCCAUGGCCACCGCACACAUGAGUGUCAACGCUACGAAAGCGGCGGCUCACAUGGGCGCAUCCCCCACCGCAAGCACUAGUACCACAGAUGAUACCUCAGCAAGACGUAUCAGCUGCAGUGUUGCUCUAGAGAACAACAGACUGAACGGCCUCGGCACAUGGGACAGUGUGAAUAUCUCGACCAUGCCCAAAGGCCAUACUACCCCUGCUUUGAAUCUCUUGCAAUGGCCACUCAUCCGCGACUUGGUUUCGCAGCCCUUGGAUCCGCAGAUUCUGGUGGAAAUGGAAAUGUCGCGACCUCCGAUCAAUCUUCCACACUUUCCUCGACCAGACAUGGCGAACACGGCAGUCUAUGCGAGCUCAUAUUUCGAUCUGGUGAAUGUCUGGUAUGCUUGCGUUAACCCAAAUGCAUGGCCCAACCACUACCGUGAAGCCACCUCGGUUGGCUUUAUACAAGGAGCAGACAGCUGUCUCGUAAUGCUGGUGCUUGCUCUAGGUGCCGCAGCUCAUGGUGGAAGCAUCUCGAGGCAUCCUCAUAACGCAGAGCCUCGUGGUAUCGAUUACUUCGCGUCCGCCUGGAAGAUCAUACCCAACUUGGCUAUAAGAAACGACAUACCAGCUGUGCAGUGCCACAUACUAGCCGCAGCCUACCUCUUCUACCUUGUUCGGCCGUUGGAGGCAUGGAAUAUGCUCACAAUCGCUUCUACCAAGCUACAGCUGGUUCUUGGUGUCCCAGAUAGAAUACCGACCUCUCAGAGAGAACUUCUUGUAAGGCUGUACUGGGAUACUCUUUUGGCCGAAUCAGACUUGCUCGCAGAACUUGAAUUGCCACACUCUGGGAUCGUCAAUUUCGAAGACCUGGUAGGCCUGCCGGGUCCUUUCUCCGAUGUAGAAGGAGAAUAUACCAGCAAGGACGAACUAUGGUACUUUCUUGCAGAGAUCGCGCUACGCCGGCUUCUGAAUAGAGUCAGCCAUCUGCUCUAUGUCAAGACGCCAACCACUGUUCCUACCUCGAAGCUGGCACGGGUCACUGCCGAACUCGAUUUCCAACUAUCACAGUGGUAUGAGGGCCUGCCACAACCGAUCAAAUUCUCGAUGACGACUCUCUCUUCAGGCUCGCCUGGUCAAGUCUGUUUGAGAUUGCGAUAUUUUGCAUGUCGGACCAUCAUCUUUCGUCCUUAUGUCUUUGCUGUGCUCUCAGAUGAGAAUGCAGUUGCUGAUCCGGUGGUUAAAGAGAACUGUCGGAAAUGUCUGGAAGCAUGUCUGAGGCAGAUCGACAAUGUUUCUGCGCAGUCAGGUGCUCUUAGUCUGGUUUCCCAAACGCUGCUGGUGAUGGGAGCCACUAUGUCGCCUAAGCUUGCUGCUCUGCUCCCUCCGACGAUAUCUGUCGAAGCGAUUAUCGCGGAAGUAGUUUCAGAGUUGAACAGACUGGCCCACCUUGCACCAAGCUUGAAUUUGAGUGCAGAAAUCGUGCAGGAGGCAGGAGCAAGACGGAAGAUGUUUUUCGACAAUCAAAGAUCGCGAGUC
Aureobasidium uvarum is the source of this 1921-nucleotide messenger RNA. The record is from the annotation of a GenBank genome assembly. Lineage: Eukaryota; Fungi; Ascomycota; Dothideomycetes; Dothideales; Saccotheciaceae.